This is a messenger RNA of Darwinula stevensoni, 2786 nucleotides long. Lineage: Eukaryota; Metazoa; Arthropoda; Ostracoda; Podocopida; Darwinulidae. The record is from the annotation of a GenBank genome assembly.
AUGAGGAAGCGGAUCAUUCGGGUCUCCUCGAAUUUGGAGCUGAUGGAGGCCAUAGAGAAAGAAUUUCCGGAUUUGAGCACGGAGGAGUUCUGGAUCGAAUACUAUAACAAGUCCUUCCAGGAUUGGGUAGAGCUGACAGAAGACGUAGUUCUUCCCAAGCAAGCCAGACUUCGGGUCCAGACUGAUGAGCCCGAGGUUGUAGAACCCACCUCGCCUGGACCUUCAGGUAGAAAGUCUCCUGCUCCGGUCCCUAAGCGGUUAUCAUCUGACUGUGAACCGGUCUCCGGUACAUUGGUAGAACCUCUCCAGUCAGCUGAUUGCUAUGCUACUGCUGCUGGUAGCCCCAGUAAGUCUCAAUCUGGGUCGGAAUCCGAUGGCUCUUCCUCGGAAGCAUCUGCAGCUGGUUCCAGGAAUGGUUCUUCUUUGAGGAGUACCCCUCCUCCUGAUGCAAUGAGUCCGAAAACAGAAACGGAAAGUCAUACCGAGAACGAAUCGGAAUUCUCCGAGGAUUACUCGAGUGAGGAUGACAAGUAUAUAUACAAGUUCCUACUGAUGAUAAACGGAAAAAGGAAGCGAGUGGAAUUCCAGCACCUCCGUGACCUCCUGGAAAUAUUGGAGGAGGACUACCCGGGGGUGAAUUCCGAUGAGGUAGUCUUCGAAAUCGAGUCUAUGGAAAACCCAGGGAAGUUCACGAUGAUACCCCUGAGUCUCCUUCCAAAAAACGGUAAUCUCAGGAUAACCAUUCCUCCUUCCAAGACAAGCAUUCACGAGAGAGACUCUUUUGAUUGCGAUUCUCCUGACACCGAAGAACUCCCGAUUCAGUCAGGAUUCAGCAAAAUUACUAUAGGUAAGCCUCAUAAGACAACCCGGCUCGCCGUGAAACUGAAGGAAAUGUCACCCCUGUUGAAGAAAGCUGCCAGGGACAUCUACGAGUUGAAAACUCUUCCAGUCGACAUAGACAACGAGAAUCAUUUGGCCAAAUACCAGGUGGCUUGCCCAAGGGAUACAACGCUGAACACUAACAGGAACAUGUCUCUCCUCCUUGUCGGAGGAACAGGAUCUGGGAAGUCCACAAUGAUAAAUGCUAUCGCCAACUUCGUGUUGGGGGUGGAAUGGGAGGACGAGUUCCGGUUCAAGAUCAAGACGGAGAAAGGACAGAAAAAGAGAUCUUCGCAAUACAGUCAAACGAAAUGGAUCAACUCUUACAUCUUUCAAUGGCAGGAAGGUUUCCGGAUCCCACACUCUCUCACUGUCAUCGAUACCCCGGGCUUUGGUGACACUGACGGAAUCGAAGAAGACAAGCGCCUCGUGGAGAAAAUCAAAGCCCUCUUUGAGAAAAAGGGUCGACAAGGCAUGGAUCAACUUCAUGCAAUCGGCAUAGUGGCCCAGGCCGCUCAUACGAGAUUGACGGCCGAACACCGCUACAUUUACACCUCCCUUCAGGCCAUAUUCGGGAAGGACAUGAAGGACAACUUUUUCCUCAUCGCCACCUUCGCGGAUUCGGACAAUCCCAACGUCUUGACGGGUUUAAAGGCGGCAAGGGUGGUGUUCAAAUCUCAUUUCGGAUUUAACAAUUCCGCCCUGUAUGCCGAAGACGAUGACAUUCAGCGGCUGUUCUGGGAACGAGGAAUUCAGACCUUUCAUAAGUUCUUCAAGGAGUUUGGAAUUUGUCAACCUGUUACCUUAACCUUGACCCGAGAGGUCCUGCGGGAGAGGGAAAAUCUCCAGUCGGCUUUGGAAAUCCUUCAACCCCUCAUCAGCAGAAGUCUCCAGGACUUGGAGGAACUCAAGGAGGAAUACCAAGUGUUGAAGAAGCACAAUUUCAAGUUCGAUCGAAGGUUCCGAGAAACCAUCACGGUGACCUUUUAUGAGAAACAGCCUCUGGGACAAGGGGAAUAUGCCACUAAUUGCAACACGUGUGAAAUGACAUGCCAUUAUCCAUGUCCGAUUCAAACGCACGGAGACUUGUGGAAUUGCGCAGCCAUGAAAGACACCAAGACGAUGAAACAGACAACGGACGAAAAGAAACUGCAUGCUAGAUGCAUGGCAUGCCCCCAAUCGUGCAAAUGGAUUUCCCAUCGACUCGAAAACAACAUCUAUCGAUCGACCCCGGAGAAGGUGACACGCACGUCCGAGGAACUGUCGAGGAAAUACGCGGGCGUCGUUUCCCAGAUCGAAGGAGAAACGAACGAACAGGCGAAGGCAGUGUUUUUUCGUCAAUGGAAGAAGGCCCAGACGAAGCUGAUCGCCCUCAUCGACAGAGCCCACAAGAGCCACCGGCGGCUCCAAGAAAUCGCCCUCAAGCCGGAUCCUCUCUCCAUGGUGGACUACAUCGAGGAAUUGAUCGCCCUGGAAGAACAGGAGCAGAAAGCCGGCUAUCCGACGCGGAUCCAGCACCUGCAGGCGGCUAAGUCAGCUGCCGAAUGGAUCAGCCGCAUCAAGGAUCCCAAUUUCGACCCCAUGGAUCUAAUAAAAUCUUUCGACCAGAGUGCCACCAAUAUUGACGACUGGAUCCCCGACGACGAGGAACUGCCCUCUUUCGACAUCAUCUUCACCUUCAAAAAGACUCUCAAGCAAGUCUACAAGUUUGUGAAAAAACUCCGACGCGGAAAGAAAUGAGACAUCAGAGACUGGUGGCAACCUCUCGUCCAUCACUCUUUCCUGGGACGCGUUGGAAUCAGAAAUAGGGAGUAGAUCCCCAUGCCUUUUCUUUUCUCUGCAAGACCUGUACUCUAACAAACCCAGUAAAAAAAUAUAUAAGGGGAAAUAAAAUAGCUUUCGACGAA